AUGCACGAACGCAUUGACGCCUCGUGUCCACCCGAUGCCGAGAGCCUCUUUGAGAAUCAGCUUGCUGUGUUCCCGUCAAUGAGGGAAGAAGCAGCGCAGUGGCCGUUCUGUGAACUGCAGCUAUAUGGUGGACGUACGCUCGGCAGGAGUCCAUGCACGAACGCAUUGACGCCUGAUGGCGACCCACGUGAUCAGAUCUGCAGGACAUCUGCAAAAAUCAGUCAUUGUCUUUUGCUUGCGGCCUUUGGCACCCUUCUUAAAGGCUUGCCAAUCGACGGCAAACCGACAAGCUCUUCUGCCCGUAAUGCGAAUGUCGCACGCCUCGACGAGGCCGAGCCGACCCCCGUCAUUGCGCUUCCCCAUGCCCCAUUGGGCCACGGCAGGACCGCGUCGGUUGCUGGCAGUCCAUCCAGGUCGAAGGACACAGUGGUUAACGUGACUUCCCGCGUCACGAAAGUCGAUCCCGAGGAGCGGGGGAAGGAGGAGAUGUUGGAGGAGGCAGCGGGGACGAUGACAAAAUUGGUAGAAGGGGAAACUUUCGUCAGGAAUGCACUGGACGUGAACGAGCAGGCUCAGGAAUGGGCCUUACAGAUUUCCAGUUUUGACAAGAGCGGCGGAGCUCCAGAGGUGGAACGUUUUGCGGAUUUUGUGCGCCGUAAUGCUGAUCAAGCGCAUCGACCUGACUUGCACAUUGAUGACACACAGAUUGUCGCAAUCUUGCGGGAGUCUACCACACCCCCGAAAGCGGUGAGCCUAUUCGUGAAGCUUUAUGAAGUGGAGGGGAUGAAAGAUCACGCAGUACAACUACACCGCAAGCUAUCGCAUCAAAAUUUGAUGAACUAUGUGAGCAUGGAAGGGUCGUGGGAGAAGCUGGAACUGAAACCCGAGAAGGUUUUUGAGCUACUCGGUCUGGGUUCGAAAGAUUUGCUUUUUCAUCAGGAUCUUGUAUUUGAGUGGUUCAGGUACGUCAAGCGUUGUCAACAAACAGACAAAAAUUCAGCAGCACUCACUCAAGACCAAGCAUACACCCUUUUCUUCAAGGAUGGAGAGAAAUUGACCCCUGAGAACAAAGAGACGAUGAAGAAGUUUAUUGAAACUUUUUCGUCUUUCGGUGUGGAUAAAAAAGGUCGCGCUCAAGAAAAAGCAUACGGAGAAGUUCUGAGACGGGAGAAUGCACUUAAAAAUGCGGGUCCGGCGAAGGAAGGUGGCGCUGAGUUGAGCGACGCUUAG
Messenger RNA from Hyaloperonospora brassicae, 1230 nucleotides. NCBI's taxonomy places the organism in Eukaryota, Oomycota, Peronosporomycetes, Peronosporales, Peronosporaceae. The record is from the annotation of a GenBank genome assembly.